CGUGAUGGGGAAACGGAAGAUCAUCGAGAAGCGUGCCUGGAAGGCUCUCCGCCGGUACUACACAGAGGGCAAGGCUUUCAAGGUCUCCGCCACGGAAGAAUGCCUGCAGUGCAGUCAGAGAGAGAGGGAAGAGAAGGAACGUCUGGAGGAGGAGCGGAGAAACCGAGACUUGGAGCUCUCUGCCUCGCCGGCUUUAACGGCGCUGUACGCGCGGAGGACAGGUGGGCAGGCGCGGGGAAGACGGGAAAGGAAAUUGGACAGAGAAGACCGCCACAUAUUCUCCGCUCUUCCCCAUCCCCGCCCGCCUUCAGGUUGCCCCCCCUCCUCCUUCUCCCUCCCUCCUUCCUCCUCCUCCUCCGCCCUCUUCCUUCCCCCGCUCGACCCCGGGCUCUACCACCUUCUCCCUCGCUGCUGGUUGACGGUCUGGCGCAACUACCUCCGAGAUCCCCGGGCGCCUCGUCCUCGCCCCCCCGACCUCUCCCUCCUUCUCUGCGAGGCCCACGGCCUCCCUCUCGUCCCUCCGCACAUCUCCUCCUUCUUGGACGGGGAGAAGAAAGGUGUUCUCUCCUCGCUGAAUGGUCGGUCGGGCGUCGUCUGCGAGAUCGUCUCGGUGGAGGAAUGGGACGAGCUGAUGAAGCACUACCCCACAGACUACUGCCUCAAUUGCGAGCCUGGAGUGGACGAUAUGAGUGUUACUUACCGAAAUCGGCAGCGGAAGUGGAGCUUCUGAAUAAAAUUAUCCGAGGGACAGAAUCAAAAUGUCAGAUUGAAGGAAGCUUGAAUUGGUAUGAGAUUGAUACGCCUGAAAGAGGGUGUUAGGAAUUCGGUUGUAGGCAUUUAAGUUUACGUAUUGAACAAGAACUGAGGAAAGUAAGUCCGAUAGGGCUUCACAUUUAAUGAUGAACCAGAAGCCCGGGAGAAGAGAAGUGGAGAGUGGAGGAAAUUUAUAAAAAUUAGGGACAAGAUCG
Messenger RNA from Nannochloropsis gaditana CCMP526, 968 nucleotides. RefSeq lists its product as uncharacterized. The record is from RefSeq and is a predicted model, not a curated record. The transcript is spliced from 6 exons. Bases 5 to 730 code for a protein of 241 amino acids.